AACUUAUUGCAACUGGCACUAUUGAGUCAGAACUUCACUAUGGACCAUAUUUACUUCAUUAUAUAUAUAGUCCUUUACGACCUGGUUAUAUAUGUGAAGGUGGAGGACAAAGUAGUGAUAUUGUUACAAGUUCUUCUCAGGCAAUUACUUCAGUUUAUCAAGCCGUUUUUGGCACUAAAACAAAAAUUGCAGGCCUUUUAUAUUUAGGUUUAGAACAAACCCAAACAUUUCAAAAAUUAUUAGAAGGCAUUAUAUUUUGUCCUUUUAUUAUUGAAAUAGAAAAUUUGUCAAUUUUUGUUGGUUCUUUGGCAAAGCAAUCAGUUUUUUUUCAAAGUAUUAAGGAUGAUAAUUUGUUCUCAAUUGUAAUUUACCAAAAUAGUCAAAUUGUUGCAGAAUAUAAAAAUAAUUCCCCCAAUACAGUUUGGCAACAAACUGGAAUUCUUAAAUCUAUCUUAGGUGAUACUUUAUUUGCUAUAAAUCACUUAAUAGUCUUACAAAAAUUAGACGAAGCAUAUAACACUAAGUUUUCUCAUCAAACAUUAAUAUCAGAUAAAUGUACACUUACAGAUUGGAAUAACAAAACAAUUAUGAGACAUUUAUUUGAUCUAUAUUUAAAAAAAGCUGUUAGUAAAUCUGCUGAAGAAUGGUAUAAAAUCUUUCAAAAUUGGAAACAACAGAAAAGCAAUAUUAUUGAAUUAUAUACUCAUUUUAGUAAGGUAUAUGGAUCAAAUUAUGAGUUUCGGAAACGUGAAGUGCGAGCAUGGCGCGCAAUAUUUUGUGCAACAGGAUGUACGGAGAUUACACCAUAUGAUAAACAAAUUUCUAAAAAUGAAUUCUGGACAAAUGUACCUGAUCUCGAAAAAGACUGUGCUACACUUAAGAAUUUAUAUGAAGAAGGAAUGCUGAAUGUAUCGUCACAGAACUUGACUAUUAAGACAUUUUGGGACUGCUUUUGUGAUAGUUAUGAUGCUAAUUUUAGAGGAGCAGACGGUAAAAUUGCACAUGCAAUUAAGAGAUAUGUCAGAAUUGGAUGUGAACUUACCAAUGGAACAAAUAUUGAAACAGCACUUCAAGACUUAAGCGGAACAUCUGUAGCUCAUAUAGAACCAAAUCGUAACAAAACAACAAAAUCGUCAGCAUUAUCAGUUGAACAAGAUGAUAUAGAAAUAAAUUCAGAAUCAUUGAAGUAA
Dentiscutata heterogama is the source of this 1190-nucleotide messenger RNA. Lineage: Eukaryota; Fungi; Glomeromycota; Glomeromycetes; Diversisporales; Gigasporaceae. The record is from the annotation of a GenBank genome assembly.